AUGUUUCUUGAGACCAUAAGGCUUCCUGGGAAUUCCCAGCUGGUUUGGGCGGAUGCUGUCUGCAUUGACCAGCAGAAUCUUGGCGAACGCGAUCAGCAAGUCAAACUUAUGGGAAGUAUAUAUUCCCAAGCUCAGAUGGUGUUAAUUUGGCUAGGUCCAAAUGAUCAUGAGGAUACUGAGCGAGCAAGAGCUUUGAUAGAUCAUAUGACCACCUACAGGAUGCGCGAUCAAGAGACGCCUCCUACACUUCAAGAGGCCCGUGAUUAUUUCACGAUGAUUGAGCGCCCCUUGUGGAAUGCCUUUGCCGGAAUCCUUCGUCGGCCUUGGUUUGAACGAGUGUGGGUGAUUCAGGAGGCCGCAAAUGCUUCGAAGGGUCUGUUCAUUGUCGGUGAUCAAACGUUUUUGCUUGAUGAGUUUUACUUGGCCGCAGACACUCUCUUACAUUAUCACCUGGGAGGGCUUCUUCAAUUUGAAGGGCCAAUUCAAGGCCCAGAAUCACUGGUCUGCAUGAACCACAUUAAAAGGCAUAUCUUGACUGAAAGCGAGCAUGAAUUACUCGGAGCACUAAUUCUCACACGACCAUUCAAUGCUACAAACCCAAAGGACAAAUUAUUCGGUAUCUUGGGGCUUAUCCACGAUGGGUCUGUUCCAGGACUGCAGGUCGACAAUUCGAUGAGUGUUACACAGAUCUAUCAAAAUAUAAGUCUAUAUUUUCUCUUUUCGGUUGGCAGCCUGAGGAUCUUAUCAAGCGUGUGUACCGUGCCGCAAAACCAUCCCAUUCAGACUCCAAGUUGGGUCCCCAAUUGGAGCUUCAAAGGGGAAGGAGGCUCAUACACACGGAACAAACAUUACUACCGUGCAACGAGAAACACUAAACCAGAAAUUUGGGCCUCCUCCGCCGACAACAACCUGGUGUUGAAAGGAAAUUUCGUUGACAAAGUCAAUCGUUUCAGUCUCUUUCAGAACCUCACCCCACCCACACUCACCGCCGAAGAUGGAAACAUAGAUUUUGCCGGGCCUCUCAUACUACAAAAGGCCCAACGAAUAAAUCAAUAUUAUGUCUUAGCGUUGGGAAACACAGAUGGACUGUCGGAGAUCUCGUCGGGAGCCUAUGACAAUUUUUUACGUACUCUGAUCUGCAAUAGAACAAUGGAAGGAAUAGAGCCGACUCCGGCUUUCAUAGCUCGGGUGCAAUCAUUUGUACAGAACACUCAAUCCCUCCUGCUUCUCGACGACUGGACAGAAUGGUAUCGAUAUCUCUAA
Messenger RNA from Bacidia gigantensis, 1263 nucleotides. RefSeq lists its product as uncharacterized. Bases 1 to 1263 code for a protein of 420 amino acids. NCBI's taxonomy places the organism in Eukaryota, Fungi, Ascomycota, Lecanoromycetes, Lecanorales, Ramalinaceae. The record is from RefSeq and is a predicted model, not a curated record. The transcript has a single exon.